Molecule: messenger RNA, 1785 nt
Organism: Aspergillus puulaauensis
Lineage: Eukaryota; Fungi; Ascomycota; Eurotiomycetes; Eurotiales; Aspergillaceae
Product: GMC family oxidoreductase
Exons: 4
Coding region: 1-1785 (594 amino acids)
Molecular function (GO): flavin adenine dinucleotide binding; oxidoreductase activity, acting on CH-OH group of donors
Source: RefSeq, a predicted model, not a curated record
AUGGCCUUCCUCCACUGGUUCCUAUUCCUCCUCGCGACCACAGCCACAACUGCAAACUACAGCAGCGACUAUGACUAUAUCAUAGUCGGUGGCGGCACAGCCGGACUAACAGUCGCCAACCGACUAUCAAAAGACCCUUCGGUCUCGAUUCUGGUCAUCGAACCGGGUCAAGCCGAGUUCGACAACCCCGAUGUCACCGAUAUCUCGCGUCUCGCAUAUACAUACGACAGUCCAAUCGACUGGGCCUACGAGACCACCAAACAGUCCUUUGGGGGUCGACGCCAGAUCAUGCGUGCUGGAAAGGCUCUAGGCGGGACUAGCGUUAUGAAUGGAGCGGCAUACGUCCGCGCAGAAAACACCCAACUUGACGCUCUCCGGGACUUCAAGAUUGCGGACUGGACAUGGGAAUCUCUCUUCCCUUACUACCUCAAGAGUGAGGCUCUGCGCACUCCAAACAAGACACAGGUCGAUGCGGGCGCGCCUGUAAUCCCUUCCUACCACGGCCACGACGGGCCGGUGCAAGUUGGAUUUAUGGAUAUGCGCAAGCAGUAUAGUGACCUUCCGUCGAUUCUUAACCGUACACUGGCAUCCAUGGGUGUUCCGUGGAAUGGGGACCUGAAUUCUGGUACUAUGCGUGGAUUCUCGAUGCAUCCGUAUACCGUCGAUGAGCGGAAUGUGCGCAGUGAUGCUGCGACGGCGUAUUAUCUGCCUGCUGCAAAGAGAGGGAAUCUGGAGGUCAUGUUUAAUGCGUCUGUUGAGAGGAUUGUAUGGGGCGACCGAGUCGACCAGGAGGAAGGCCUUGUUGCGAAGGGGGUAGAGGUUUAUGGAUCAGAUAAAGACGGAAGAAAGCAAGUGGUGAAUGCACGGAAAGAGGUGAUUCUAGCUGCUGGUGCGAUGAAGUCGUCUGCUAUCCUGGAACUGUCUGGCGUUGGAAAUCCAAGAGUCCUCCAAAAACACGGAAUCCCCGUCCAGAUCAACCUGCCCAGCGUGGGCGAGAACCUACAAGACCAACUCAACACCUCCUUCGUUCUCACCACCAAAGUCCCCAUAACAGGAACCCGCACAGUCGCUUUCGUCUCAGCAUCCGACCUCUUCGGCGCGUCGACAGAAUCCAUCGCGGCCUCCAUCCACGCCCAAAUCCCAAAGUAUGCUGAAGCAACCGCCAACGAAACAAACGGGGCAAUGACGAGGGAAACCCUGCAGCGGCUGUUCGAAAGCCAGCAUGAUCUGAUGUUUGACAAGGGCAUUCCCGUUGGCGAGUUCGUCUUUAUCCUGGAUGGCCCCGGUCAACUCCACGUUGGAUACUGGGGUCUUCUCCCCUUUUCAAGGGGCAGUGUCCAUGUUACCUCGAGGGAUCCGCGGGCCUCACCGACGGUUAACCCGAACUAUGGAAUGUUGGGCUGGGACAUUCAAGUCCAGAUCGCGAUGUCCAAGUUCCUGCGCAGGAUGUUCCGGAGUGGUGAGUUAGGCCAGCUAAUCGAUACCGAGACGGUGCCGGGGUUGGACUUUAUCCCAGAUGAUGCAUCAGAUGAGGCGUGGAUGGAGUGGAUAGGAGAGCAGUAUACCCCGAAUUACCACGCCAUUGGAACCACGUCUAUGCUGCCCCGAGAGAUGGGAGGGGUGUUGGAUACACGCUUAAAAGUCUAUGGGACUCGCAAUGUGCGCGUUGUUGAUUCUUCUGUCUUUCCUGUUCAGCUUUGUGGUCAUCCUACGGCCAAUAUCUACGCGGUGGGCGAGUGGGUUGCUGAUGUGAUCAAGGAGGAUGGCUGUAAUACACUACUUUAA